AUGACAGACACUGUUCCAAGCAAUGGCUCGUCUGAUCCACAGCCCGCUUUUAAUCUUCAAAAUCCAGUGAUUGAAACUGAAGGCCUUGCUAAAUUAGACACCAUUCUAGAUCAAAUAGCUGCGUUCAACCCAGUGUCAGCACCAAACGAGUUAACUGGCAACCCAGAUGAGCCUAGAAACUUCGAUCCAAAACUAUAUCUUAAAAACAUCACGCAUAUCAAAGAAAACGAAUGGGUACUCGUCAGACUCCCGUCCCAAGGGUCCAAGUUGGUCGAGUUGAAGAAGGAUAGGGUUGUCAGUUUGGGGAAGUUUGGGAAUUUCCAAGUCAACCAGAUCCUUGGUUAUAAAUUCGGCCAGACUUUCGAAGUAAUGGAUAAUGAUAAUGUGAAACCAGUUGAUGGUCGACCUGUGUUUGAUGAAAUCAGUGCGUCUAUUGGUGGUGGUGGUGAUGAUGAAGAGGAGGAGGAAGAGGAGGAGGAAAUAGAAGUAGAACAACAACAACAACAACAAAAACAGCAAGGGAAACAGCAAGCAAAUGAAAACCAAGAAAUUGCCAACCAACUCCAAAACUCUGCCGAUCAAACAAAUAAAGAUAAAGCAGAUAUCAUCGAAAAACUUAUGAAAUUCUCCGAGGAUAAUAGUAAUUUGGUAGAUUUGGGAGCAAAAGUGCAAACCCUUUCAACCUUGGAAAUUGAGGCGAUGAAAAAGCAAAGUUACAGUUCGGAGACCGGUAGAAAAAUCAUCGAAUCGAUCAUCAACCAGCACGGGAACUUUGAUAAAAAGACCAAAUAUUCUCAAGCCAAGUACCUCAGGCGUAAACGGGAAAAAUACUCAAGAUUCUUCAUCAUUGAAUACAUAUCGGCAAAAGAAUUGUUGAACUAUUACAUUGACAACAAAGAUAUCCGCAAGAGUUUGGACUUGAGUGAGGAAUCAAUGGCGUAUAUCUUGAACCUUGCUAACGUUAGACCAGGGGGCAGAUACUUGAUUAUGGACGAAUCUUUAGGGCUCCUCACUUACUGUAUGUUGGAAAGAAUGAAUGGUCAAGGGGAAAUCGUGGUGGUUUCUGAAAAUGAACACGUGAAUUUGACGGCAUUAGAAAGAUAUUCCAACUAUCCACCGGUAUAUAUUAACAAGAUGGUUAAAACUAUUGAUUUCUUACAAUUUAUCAGCCCAAUCGAUGACAUUUUGGCGAGCGAUGAAGCCUGCGCAUUCUUUAAACCAUUACCUAAAGAUGAGGUUGAUAAGUUACUGAAAACUAAAAAAGCUCGCUACGUUAAAAAAUUCUCAAACUACUCCGACUUAAUCAAAAUUCUCAAAACUUGCAAAUCAGGAAACUUUGACGGGCUCAUUCUUCUAACGACAUUAUACAUUCCUUCGGUUCUUGAGAGUCUUAUAGGUAAGGUUGGUGGCUCAAGAUCCGUGGUUAUUUACAGUCAGUUUAAAGAACUAUUGGUGGAAACUUUCCACGCGAUUGCAAAUCAAAACAUUCCAAUCUUGGGAGCAAGUGUUUAUGAAACCAGAGCAAGAAGCUAUCAAGCGGUUCCAGGGAAAAUUCAUCCAGUCAUGACCAGUAGAGGUGGUGGUGGUUACGUUAUGUGGGGAACGAGAGUUUUCCAAUUGGAAAAGGUCGAGGCAGUUGGUAAAGGUAAUAAGAAGAAGAAGCAAAAGAUGGAAAGCUCACCUUGA
Molecule: messenger RNA, 1686 nt
Organism: Saccharomycopsis crataegensis
Lineage: Eukaryota; Fungi; Ascomycota; Saccharomycetes; Ascoideales; Saccharomycopsidaceae
Gene: GCD10
Product: tRNA 1-methyladenosine methyltransferase subunit GCD10
Exons: 1
Coding region: 1-1686 (561 amino acids)
Biological process (GO): tRNA methylation
Cellular component (GO): tRNA (m1A) methyltransferase complex; nucleus
Source: RefSeq, a predicted model, not a curated record